This is a messenger RNA of Symbiodinium natans, 1128 nucleotides long. The record is from the annotation of a GenBank genome assembly. NCBI's taxonomy places the organism in Eukaryota, Dinophyceae, Suessiales, Symbiodiniaceae.
AUGGGUGCCGGUGCGCUGUACGGCUUCAUCGAGGCAGAUGCGGGCCAACGGGUGGUGGCCUUUUGUGGGCCCAGCGGCGCCAUGCGCCUUGCCAUGUCCUCUUCGGCCUUGUUGCCCAGCCUCUGCUUCGAAAACCUGAGAGUGGCUGCGGCCAAACUUGUGUGGACUGGACCGCGGAGGGAGCCCUCCUCAUCUGGUCUACUUGACGUGGAGGCCAUGAGAGAAGCUGUAACCACAGCUGCUCCUCAGCUCCUGCCGGCUGACGGGACUUGGCUGAGGUACUUCUGCUGGAUGAGUUCCGGCCAUUCUGUCGAAGGGGUGGACCGCCUUGUCUCAGAAGCAGCGCGUCCUGAGUCCGCCGACCUCGCUGCAGCAGCUUCCGUUUGGGCGGCUGCAUUCGGGAAACAGGCUCUCGCUGACUUCUUGGAGAGGCUUUCUGCCAGCUGUGAGACAUCGCGUAUGUCCGCGGCGUUGCGGCCGGCUCUUCGUCUGCGCCGAGAAGGUCGGGAGAGGCAUGCAGACGAGGAUGAGUUCUUCAGCCACAUCUUCGACGGCCACGUGGCUGGUGUGAUUUUAGACCUGGCUGGCGGCGCAGAUGUGGAGGCAACAGGCCCUGCCAUUCACCAAGGCGACGUCGGUUGCUGCAGGUGGACUCCGCUUGCUGCUGCCGCAGAGAUUUCAGGUCGACGCAAACAAGGUGCAGUCAUUGCCGGCUUGCUCUUGGCAGCCCGUGCACGUGUCGACCGGAAGUGCCCGGGUCCGUGCGGAUGGACACCACUGAUGCGGGCUGCGAGCUGUGGGGCAAGUGCGGCGGCGACGUUGCAGCUGCUAAUGCGGGCCGGAGCCGACGUUCGCAUUCGGCAUGAGAACGGAAGUACCGCCCUGGAAAUGGGUGACAAGGCCGCUGCUCGCAUCCUCCGCGAGGCGCGCGACUCCCGCAUGCUCGCCGCGCCGGCGUCCGCCGGGCCCAAAGGCACAGGGAGGCCCACCGCGGAGUCGCAAGGCAGUUUUUCCCGCGGUCGCGCAGGACCAAGGAAUGCUCUGGCUUUAGCUCACGCUGGCCGCGCUGGCCAUGGAGCGAAGGCAAAGUCUGCUGGGCGCGGUUACUUCCAAAAGGCGCAGACUUGA